AACCGAGCAAACGUUAGAAGAGACGGGAUCAGCCGCGCGUUGCUAACAGCAAACGUUUUAAAGAAGCUCCUCGUCGCUGCUGGGGGGCUAACUAGCUAAUAAAUAAGCUAAUAAAAAAAACUAGCUAGCGUUAGAGCUAACGAGCUAACUAGCUAGCGUUAGAGCUAACGAGCUAACGAGCUAACUAGCUAGCGUUAGCCGCUCACGAUGUCGGAGCAAACAGGAAAAGAGGAGCAGGUGGAAGAAAACAUUCAACCAGACGCAGCUGAGCAGCCGGGGGGGGACGACCCAGAACCGGGGGGGGACGACGGAGAACCGAGGGGGGACGGACACGAGGAGCAGCCCGGCAGGUCGACCACAGGUGCAGGAGCUGAUCACCAGGUGAGGGAGCCUCCCGGAGGAGAAGGUGUGCGGAGCUCCACGGCUACAGACGUUCCGGCGGAAGAAGCUGAAGCUGAAGCAGAGCCUCGCGGGGGAGAAGGUGUGGGAAGCUCCACGGCUACAGUGAAGGUGGUGCUGGUGCCGGGGGGUCACGUGAUGACGGUGGCCUUCGCCAUCGGCCUCCGCGUCCAGCAGCUGAAGCUCCACCUCGCCGCCGAGCUCCGAGUUCCUGCCGAGGUUCUGCAGAUCUCUUUGGACGGCCGCGUGGUGGAGGAGCAGCAGAGCCUGAUGGAGCUCGGCGUGCAGCCUCAGGGCUCCACCCGGAUGGAGAUGAGCUCCACCGACCCAACCGCCCACCCGCUCCGCCCGCUGCGCCCCCCGGAGCGGGACAACGUGCCGGACGUCAUCACCGUGCGAGUCCAAACGGACGAGGGCGUGUCCCGGGAGGUGGUGGUGGAGAUCGAGCGCCCCCCCCAGCACAAGGCCUUCCUGGGCGGCUACAGGCACCGUCUGACGGAGGUGGAGUACCACCACGCCGCCGCCCAGACUCCGCCCAAGAGGAGACCCGACAGAGAGCUGGUGGUCUUCAGCCGCGACAGCCAGACGGUGCACGUGAGGUCUCGUGCGCAGCAGUGUCCGGUCGACGUCGCCACGCAGAUGGCCGCCGUCGGCUGCUACGUCUCCUGCACAAGCGACAGGCCGGUGACUGCGCACGGCGCCUACGUCACGGCGGAGGAACGCCACGGCGCCCGGCUGAGAGCGGUGGGUUUACGUCUGACCACGAUGCGCCACGCCGUUUCGUUCCCUAUGUAUGUAUACGUGUGUGUGUGUGUGUGUUUGUCACCUGGCCAGGUGAUCCGUCUGCAGGCGUUCGCUCGCCGCUGGCUGGCCCGGCAGGAAGUGGAGCGGCUGCGGAGGGACCGGGACCAGCGGCUCGCCUGGCUGCAGCUGCAGGAGAGGAGGAGGAGGUGGGAGAAGGAGGAGCAGCUCAAGGACCGCCGUCUCCGCCGGACCAACCCACAGAGGAGGAAGGACUUCCACCUGCUGUACCACGCGCUAGAGACCUGGAGGUGUGAGGAGGAGCAGCGGGUCACUCGGUGCCUGCAGGGAGCAGACAUGAAGGCCUCCUUGUGCUCGCUGAUGGAUCAGCAGACCCAGCUGAUCUCCGGCAUCGAACGGCAUCGCGGCGCCGCCCGGGACGACGGCCGAGAGCGAGCGGUCAGCCGCCUGCUGGACAAGUCGGCGGCCCCUCGUUGGUGGCGAGCGGCAGACGGCCGGAUGGUGGAGAUGGACAGUGAACACACCAUCAGAGCGAGAGAGCUGAGAGACCUGUACAAAGACAUCAGCUGCUCGUCUGUCAGCCAGGAACAGAGACUCCACGUCCUCCUGACCCUCAAACACACCGUGAAGGAGCACGAGUGUCAGCUGACCCGGGACGUGGUGGGUUUGAUUGACAGGGAGGUGGACCUGAUGACUCGGGGGGUGAAGGCAGCCAGCCUGGAGGGGCUGAGGAAGAGGAUCUCCACUCUCUUCCUCCAGUACAUCAAAACGCCGGCGUUCAACCCUGAGGUGGCCAAGCUGCUGAAGGUCCCUCAGAACGCCUCUCAGCUGAAGAGCGACAUGUUCCUCUGCGUCGCCUGCCGCCGCUACCUGCUCUCCUCCGACUUCAGCCCGACCGCCGGCACCGGUCCGAGCGGCCGGUGCCGCGACUGCACCGACCUGGACAACGUGGCGAGGUGCCGGGAGGACUUCUCCCGCUACGAGAACAUACUGAGGAGGCUGAGAGCCGACGAGCAGCGGCUCAACGAGGAGGCCAAGAUCCCCUUCCUGCUGCAGGUGGAGGACCUGCGGUACCUGGUCGAGGCCGUCUGGGCGUCCCGCUCGGCCCUCCAAGCCAGCAGCGACCUCUACGACCUGGUGUUGGUCCGCUGGGAGCGCCGGACGGACUGGAGCCCCUGGAACUGCAUCCUGCUGUCCAAAGAAGAGGCUGCAGCUCACCUGGAGGUGGAAGACGUCCACAAGGCGUACGAGGCCACGUUCAUCCGCAGGAUCCAACACAAACACGUGCUGGCUCGGCGCCACUUCAGCCAGAUCCCCGUCAUGGCCGAGCACCUGGACCCUCGGCCGCCCCCCCCCCAGGGUGACCAGCUCGUCUCCAAGACCGUCACCGUGGUGACAGGCCGGCGCACCAGCCACAGCUCGGCUCCUUAAGGAACGUCUUAUUGUGUCGUUAUCCAAAAUAAAGCUCAUGCUGCUUUGCCUUGUCAUAUUAAUUUUUGUUCUGAUGCUUUUAUUUUGAAAGUAGGAUGUGGAGACACUGAGAGGCCUGCAGAUAAAAUUAUACAGAUGACACAAAGAUGGAAGAAUAGAGGAAUAUGAAUACAAUUUGGUUGUUAAUUUCAUGGAAAAAAUGGGAAAAAAUGACAUGAAAAAAAUGAUUAGGAAGUAUUAUACUUCAAAAAGUCAAUAUAAUUUAAGUUAAAAAUGUUUGAAAAUAAGAAGAAAUAUGUUUAGCUUAAAAAAUCUGAUAAUUAAAAAGAUUUUCAAAAUAUUGUGGUAGACUACAGGGAGAAGUGUUCUGUCCUGUCCCUGUCCUGUAAAGCAACUUUGAGUCUCUGAAAAGCACAAAAUAAAACCAAUUAAUUAUUAUUAUUAUUAUUACAAGUGAGGGGGUGGGUGUUGGAGGGGAGGUAUAUUUUGACCAGAUGUCUCCACCAACGAACCAUGUCAAGGAGUUCCGGCCUAACGAGGCAAGAGAGUAAGAAAUUGAGCAAUUAGAGAGGGGAAGCAUAAGAAGGGGAACAAGGAACUGAACAGGGAAGAAAUGGGGAGUGAGAAAAGAGUGAAGUCAACGCAGGAAAGGAUUGCAUGGAUUGACCUGACCUGACCUGACCUG
Molecule: messenger RNA, 3277 nt
Organism: Pungitius pungitius (ninespine stickleback)
Lineage: Eukaryota; Metazoa; Chordata; Actinopteri; Perciformes; Gasterosteidae
Gene: iqub
Product: IQ motif and ubiquitin domain containing
Exons: 13
Coding region: 208-2592 (794 amino acids)
Biological process (GO): cilium assembly
Cellular component (GO): motile cilium; acrosomal vesicle
Molecular function (GO): protein binding
Source: RefSeq, a predicted model, not a curated record